GAUGUAGAGGGCGCUACUAUUCCAUGUCCUAACCUAUAAAAACAUAAAAAGAUGAUUAUAGGUUAUGUUCACUACUUUAAAAGUGUUUCUUUAAGCGAAAAUAACAUUUUUCUUUAAAUUAGAAUGGCUGCUGUUAUAAGAAUAAAACGUCGAUUAGACGAAGAACCUCUUGACGCUUUAAUUUUAAACUGUAAAAAGCGUAAAACCGAUGAUAAUCAAGAAGAACCUAUCGCAACCGUUUUAAAGUUAACGGCAACUUUAAACGACCCUGAUGAAAACGUUUUUGAGCAUGUAAAAAAAUCUACGAAAACCACCAUCGAAGAACAAUUUAAAAAACCUAAUAUCAAUGUACAUGAUAAAUUACGUGAUGAAUGCCAACUUGCUUUUAAAAAGAACCGAUACAAAGUCGUAAAUUUACGUAGAUUUGAUAAUAAUGAAACGUCCGAAGAGAAUGAGGAUUUAACUUUAGUUGAUGUUGAAACGGACUACAAAGAAACCCCUCAAACAUCAGAUAAAAAGGAACCAGGAUAUGUUUACGAUUUAUAUUAUACAAACACAAAAGGUUUUUCAGAUAUUGAUGUUGAAAAUAUGGUUGUACUUCCUUGGACUGAUCAACUUAUUUAUGGUUCAGCUAGAGAUAAUGGGCUUGAAGUGGAAGAACCAGAAACCGACGAUUCUGAUUCAAACGCUGAAAAUAACUGGCGUAAUGAUUAUCCUGAUGAAAUCGAUGACAUCACAGAAGAAGAUAUUUUAACGGCUGUUCGCGAAAUGGAUAUAAAUGGAGAUAGAGAAUUAUCAAGUGAUGAUGAAGAGGAAGGAUAUAUUUAUGGUAUUGAUAAUGAUGCCGCCGGUUUUGAAGAAGACAUCGAUCCUACCGAUGUUCGACGAUAUGGCGAAAUGUACGCUAGGUUUAAAGCUAGGGUUAAGAAAAGUGAGGAAUUAGCUGGCGAUGAAAACGCGUGGAAUUAUGAAGAUUUCGAGGAUUAAUUUUUUGGUUUUUUUAAGAAUAAAUAAAUAAAAUGAUACUAAAAAGUAAGUUUAAU
Onthophagus taurus is the source of this 1043-nucleotide messenger RNA. It is a transcript of the gene fs(2)ltoPP43, whose product is annotated as female sterile (2) ltoPP43. NCBI's taxonomy places the organism in Eukaryota, Metazoa, Arthropoda, Insecta, Coleoptera, Scarabaeidae. The record is from RefSeq and is a predicted model, not a curated record. Gene Ontology annotation, biological process: developmental process.